Limulus polyphemus (Atlantic horseshoe crab) is the source of this 2086-nucleotide messenger RNA. Its product is annotated as dual specificity mitogen-activated protein kinase kinase 4-like. Gene Ontology annotation, molecular function: JUN kinase kinase activity; ATP binding. Gene Ontology annotation, biological process: protein phosphorylation; MAPK cascade. The coding region runs from base 231 to 1328 and encodes 365 amino acids. The record is from RefSeq and is a predicted model, not a curated record. The transcript is spliced from 13 exons. Lineage: Eukaryota; Metazoa; Arthropoda; Merostomata; Xiphosura; Limulidae.
GAAAUGAAAGAAAAGCAAUGUAAGCAGAAGAAGUGGGUUUUAUGUUUAGCUUGAACGUACUUUGAUAAUGAAAUUGUAAUGUUAAACUUAGGUUAUAGAGAAAUGAAAACCUCAAACCCAGAUGUGCAAAAAUGAAAAGCUUGAACAAACAAGGUUAUGUACUUCUUCUAGUUGAACGAUUUUGAAAACUACACCCUAUAUGUUUUAAACAGAAACUGGACUUGAAAAAGAUGUGUGAUGAAGGAAGAAGUCUGACUUUUUCACAAGAAAAACGUGGACAGCUGAGGCUGAACCUCACGCCAGGGAGGAGCCCAAAAAGAGCUCAGCUACCACCCUCUGUCCCUGGAUUAAGUUACAAAGUUCCUUCUGAAAAUUGGCUUACAAAAAGCAAACAAACUCCCGGGAAACUAAAGAUUUCUCCUAAAGAGACAUAUGAUUUUACUGCCGAUGACUUGGAAGAUCUUGGAGAGAUUGGUCGAGGAGCAUUUGGAACAGUCAAUAAAAUGACUCACAAAAAAAGUAACCUUACAAUGGCAGUCAAGAGAAUCCGAUCAACUGUUGAUGAAAAAGAACAGAAGCAGUUGCUCAUGGAUUUAGAGGUGGUUAUGAGAAGCAAUGAUUGUCCUUUUAUUGUCCAGUUUUUUGGAGCAAUAUUUAAAGAGGGAGAUUGCUGGAUCUGUAUGGAACUGAUGGACUCAUCGGUAGACAAGUUUUACAAGUUUGUGUAUGAAAAAAUGUAUCGGACAAUCCCAGAGUAUAUUCUAGGCAAAAUUACAGUAGCAACUGUUAAAGCCCUCAAUUAUCUGAAGGACCAUCUUAACAUUAUCCACAGAGAUGUGAAACCUAGUAACAUCUUACUUGAUAAACGAGGGAACAUCAAACUGUGUGACUUUGGUAUUAGUGGUCAGCUCGUGGACUCCAUAGCCAAAACGAGGGAUGCAGGAUGUAGACCUUACAUGGCACCAGAGAGAAUUGACCCAAGUCGAGCACGAGGUUACGAUGUCCGGUCUGAUGUGUGGAGUUUAGGAAUAACUUUGAUUGAAGUUGCUACUGGGAAGUUUCCCUACCCCAAGUGGAACAGCGUUUUUGAACAACUCACCCAAGUCGUGCAGGGAGAACCUCCACGGUUAAAUCUGUACGAGAACGGAAGGGCCUUUUCUAAGGAUUUUGUGGCCUUUGUGAACACUUGCCUAAUCAAGGAAGAACAACAUCGACCCAAGUACAAGAAACUUUUGGAACAUCGGUUCAUACAGAGGUCAGAACUGGAGCUUGUAGAUGUCGCCACUUACUUUGCUCCCAUCCUUACCGAGAUGGAGUGUAGAAGCUAAACGAACAAAAGAAAACUUUUGUGUACCUGGCAGAACUCCAGAAGUCCCAGAGAUGGCUGGCUAGGUUAGACUGUGCAUUGAUCUAGAAUACCAUCUAGCACUGGCAUCCAUCCCAUAGGAAUUUAGACUUCAUUAUAUAAACCCAUGCUCGGAUAUUUUCUUACACAUCAUGGCAGGGCUAAUUCGCCAUCCUCAUUCUUACCUGUUUUCACUAACUCCUCGGUGGUUAAGGUCAAGAAACUAGAAAAACUGAAAGUACAAGUUAGGGUUAGUGGCUGUUUGUAAAGCUAACGUGUAGGAAGGAAGCAUCAUCAUCAACUUUGUGGUUGUCAGCGUGUGGUAAUUUCUGACAGUGCGUGAAAGAUAAAUGUAUCAAACGUAAUCACCAUUUGGAUAGAACUUUACCCGCCAGACUGCCUCAGAAAACGGCACUCUUUCAGCCUCGUGAUAAAAGAGUUAUUAGAAAUGAAGCCCAAAUAUUGGUACAGGAAGAGCUCACUUGACAGAUUUGAUUGUUUUUCUCCUAACCCUUACGAGGGACAUUAAUACACAUCUUCGCCGUUUUUCUUAAUUUCCCUUGAAUUAAUCGGUGUAUAGGAACUGAAGAUUAGAGGAAAAAAAAACCUGAUUAUCUAGUAGCAUAGUUACUUCAUACAUACCAUUUUAAUAAACAAAAAAUAUGUGUCGAUACGCGUGGUUGUAAGUGUAGUGGAACUCUUCUUUUUAACGAUACUUUCUGCUGUUAAACGUUUAGAAAA